Felis catus (domestic cat) is the source of this 4997-nucleotide messenger RNA. RefSeq names its product phosphatase and tensin homolog (gene PTEN). Gene Ontology annotation, cellular component: cell projection; nucleus; plasma membrane. The coding region runs from base 506 to 1672 and encodes 388 amino acids. The transcript is spliced from 8 exons. The record is from RefSeq and is a predicted model, not a curated record. Gene Ontology annotation, biological process: regulation of phosphatidylinositol 3-kinase/protein kinase B signal transduction; phosphatidylinositol dephosphorylation; phosphatidylinositol 3-kinase/protein kinase B signal transduction. NCBI's taxonomy places the organism in Eukaryota, Metazoa, Chordata, Mammalia, Carnivora, Felidae. Gene Ontology annotation, molecular function: protein tyrosine phosphatase activity; phosphatidylinositol-3,4-bisphosphate 3-phosphatase activity; inositol-1,3,4,5-tetrakisphosphate 3-phosphatase activity.
AGAAGCGGCGGCGGCGGCGGCCGCGGCGGCUGCAGCCCCGGGGAGGGGGCCGGAGUCGCCUGUCACCAUUUCCAGGGCUGGGGCCGCCGGAGAGUUGGUCUCUCCCCUCCUACUGCCUCCAACACGGCGGCGGCGGCGGCGGCACGUCCAGGGACCCGGGCCGGCUCUAAACCUCCCCUCCGCCGCCGCCGCACCCCCCCCGGCCCGGGCUCCGGAGGCCGCCGGCGGAGGCAGCCGUCCCGAGGAUCACCCGUCGUCUCCCCGUCCCGCGGCCGCCGCGGCCAGGCCUCUGGCUGCUGAGGAGAAGCAGGCCCCGUCGCUGCAACCAUCCAGCAGCCGCCGCAGCAGCCAUUACCCGGCUGCGGUCCAGAGCCAGGCGGCGGCAGAGCGAGGGGCAUCCGCCACCGCCAAGUCCAGAGCCAUUUCCAUCCUGCAGAAGAAGCCCCGCCACCAGCCGCUUCUGCCAUCUCUCUCCUCCUUUUUCUUCAGCCACAGGCUCCCAGACAUGACAGCCAUCAUCAAAGAGAUCGUUAGCAGAAACAAAAGGAGAUAUCAGGAGGAUGGAUUCGACUUAGACUUGACCUAUAUUUAUCCAAACAUUAUUGCUAUGGGGUUUCCUGCAGAAAGACUUGAAGGCGUAUACAGGAACAAUAUUGAUGAUGUAGUAAGGUGUGCUGAAAGACAUUAUGAUACCGCCAAAUUUAACUGCAGAGUUGCACAGUAUCCUUUUGAAGACCAUAACCCACCGCAGCUGGAACUUAUCAAACCCUUUUGUGAAGAUCUUGACCAAUGGCUCAGUGAAGAUGACAAUCAUGUUGCAGCAAUUCACUGUAAAGCUGGAAAGGGACGAACUGGUGUAAUGAUUUGUGCAUAUUUAUUGCAUCGGGGCAAAUUUUUAAAGGCACAAGAGGCCCUAGAUUUCUAUGGGGAAGUAAGGACCAGAGACAAAAAGGGAGUAACUAUUCCCAGUCAGAGGCGCUAUGUUUAUUAUUAUAGCUACCUGUUAAAGAAUCAUCUGGAUUAUAGACCAGUGGCACUGUUGUUUCACAAGAUGAUGUUUGAAACUAUUCCAAUGUUCAGUGGCGGAACUUGCAAUCCUCAGUUUGUGGUCUGCCAGCUCAAGGUGAAGAUCUAUUCCUCCAAUUCGGGACCCACACGACGGGAAGACAAGUUCAUGUACUUCGAGUUCCCUCAGCCGCUGCCUGUGUGUGGUGACAUCAAAGUAGAGUUCUUCCACAAACAGAACAAGAUGCUAAAAAAGGACAAAAUGUUUCACUUUUGGGUAAAUACAUUCUUCAUACCAGGACCAGAGGAAACCUCAGAAAAAGUAGAAAAUGGAAGUCUAUGUGAUCAAGAAAUUGAUAGUAUUUGCAGUAUAGAGCGUGCAGAUAAUGACAAGGAAUAUCUAGUACUCACUUUAACAAAAAAUGAUCUCGACAAAGCAAAUAAAGACAAGGCCAACCGAUACUUUUCUCCAAAUUUUAAGGUGAAGCUGUACUUCACAAAAACAGUAGAGGAGCCAUCAAAUCCAGAGGCUAGCAGUUCAACUUCUGUAACACCAGAUGUUAGUGACAAUGAACCUGAUCAUUAUAGAUAUUCUGACACCACUGACUCUGAUCCAGAGAAUGAACCUUUUGAUGAAGAUCAGCAUACACAAAUUACAAAAGUCUGAAUUUUUUUUUUUUAUCAAGAGGGAUAAAACACCAUGAAAACAAACUUGAAUAAACUGAAAUUGGACCUUUUUUUUUUAAUGGCAAUAGGACAUUGUGUCAGAUUACCAGUUAAUAGGAACAAUUCUCUUUUCCUGACCAAUCUUGUUUUACCCUAUACAUCCACAGGGUUUUGACACUUGUUGUCCAGUUGAAAAAAGGUUGUGUAGCUGUGUCAUGUAUAUACCUUUUUGUGUCAAAAGGACAUUUAAAAUUCAAUUAGGAUAAAUAAAGAUGGCACUUUCCCAUUUUAUUCCAGUUUUAUAAAAAGUGGAGACAGACUGAUGUGUAUACGUAGGAAUUUCUCAUUUUGUGUUCUGUCACCAACUGAAGUGGCUAAAGAGUUUUGUGACAUACAGGUUCACAUCCUACCCCUCUGCACUUGUGGCAACAGAGAAGUUUGCAGUUGGCUAAGAGGAGUUUCUCGAGGGUUCCGCUACAUUCUCAUGCAUGUGUUCGGGUCGGGGAUGGAGGGAGUGCUCAGAAAGGGAUGGGUUUCACGCUGGACUCUGGACCGUAUGCCGUCUCCAGCUAUUUCCACGCACCUUUCUUUAGCAUGCUACAGUUAUUAAUCUGGACGUUUGAGGAAUUGGCCGCUGUCACUGCUUGUUGUUUUGUGCAUUUUUUUUUUUUUUUAAGCAUAUUGGUGCUAGAAAAGGCAGCUAGAGGGAGUGAAUCUGUAUUGGGGUACAGGAAUGAACCUUCCACAACUUGUUAAGAAUCCACAAAUGAAGGGAUAUAAAAAUAAUGUGGUCAUAGAUAAGAAACACAGCAACAAUGACUUAACCAUAUAAAUGUGGAGGCUAUCAACACAGAAUGGGCUUGAAACAUUUUAAAAAUUGACAAUGACUUAUUAAAUAUGUUUUCUCACUUGUAGUGACCGCUCCAUCUCCUGUGUAAUCAAGGCCAGUGCGAAAAGUCAGAUGCUAUUAGUACCUACAUCAGUCGACUGCAUACACUUACGUUAUUAGUUUUCAAUCAUAUACCUGCUGUGGAUGCUUCAUGUGCUGCCUGCAAGCUGCUUUUUUUCUCAUUGAAUAUAAAAUAUUUUGUAAUGCUGCACAGGAAAUUUCAAUUUGAGAUUCUACAGUAAGCGUUUUUUUUCUUUAAAGAUUUAUGAUGCACUUAUUCAAUCCGAUAGCUGUCAGCCGUCCCACCCUUUUGACCUUACACAUUCUAUUACAAUGAGUUUUGCAGUUUUGCACAUUUUUUAAAUGUCAUUAACUGUUAGGGAAUUUUACUUGAAUACUGAAUACAUAUAAUGUUUAUAUUUAAAAGGACAUUAUUUGUGUUAAAAAGGAAAUUAGAGUUGCAGUAAAUUUUCAACACUGCACAAAUAAUAAGGCAUUUACUUCUUCAGUAGAAAUUGUCCCACAUAAUGCUUUUAUCGAUUUUUAUUGAAAGAAUAGAUUUUUUUUUUUUUUUUUAAUGUGCAGUGUUGAAUCGUUUCUUCAUAGUGCUAGAGUUAGGACUAGGGCUUCAAUUUCACUUCUUAAAUAUCAUAUAUUUGAUAUGCCCAGACUGCAUAUGAUUUUAAGCAGAAUACAACUACUAUUGUAAAGCUAAUGUGAAGAUGUUAUUAAAAAGAAGUCCCCCCGCCCCCGAAAUUUGGUGUCUUUCAAAUUCUACCCUGACCUUGAAACAUUGAAAUAUCCAGCCAAUUGAUUUCUUAAUGGUGUAAAAUCUCAUUUUCAAUAACUUCUUGGUGCUGAAAUUGUUCACUAGCUGUGGUCUGACCCUAGUUAAUUUACAAAUACAGAUUGCAUUAGGACCUAUUAGAGCAGCAUUUUUAGAGUUUGAUGGUGAACAGAUUAGGCAGAACUUCAUCAAAAAUAUUCUUGGUAUAUAUAAUGUUGACAUGUUUUCCAUACCUCAUCAGUUUCAUUCAACAAAUAAAAAAUUUUUAAAUUUUUAACAAAGCUCUUAGGAUUUACACAUUUGUAUUGAAACAUUGAUAUACAGAGAACUGAUUGCUCACCAGUUAAAUUGGUAAAGUUAGAGACAACUGUUGCUAAGAUCUCAGCAUUGAAAUUUAUAUGCCACCUUUUCUUUCGUAAAAGCUGAAAAUUGUUGACUAAAAUGAAAAUCAACUAUUCAUGUUUUGAUGAUAGUUAUUAAUACUGUUAUUUGUUACACUUUUGGGCACAGUAUAUAUUAAAACAUAACUUGUGUUGUUCCAAUAUGUAACACGGAGGGCCAGGUCAUAAAUAAUGACGUUAUAAUGGGCUUUUGCACUGUUAUUAUCUUUCCUUUGGAAUGUGAAGGUCUGAAUGAGGGUUUUGAUUUUGAAUGUUUCAAUGUUUUUGAGAAGCCUUGCUUACAUUUUAUGGUGUAGUCAUUGGAAAUGGAAAAAUGGCAUUAUAUAUAUAUAUAUUAUAUAUAUAAAUAUAUAUUAUACAUACUACUCCCCUUUAUUUCAGUUACCAUCCCCAUAGAAUUUGACAAGAAUUGCUAUGACUGAAAGGUUUUUGAGUCCUAAUUAAAACUUUAUUUAUGACAGUAUUCAUAAUUAGCCUGAAAUGCAUUCUGUAGGUAAUCUCUUUGAGUUUCUGGAAUGUUUUCUUACUUAGACUCUUUGGAUGUGCAGCCGCUUACAUGUCUGAAGUUACUUGAAGGCAUCACUUUUAAGAAAGCUUACAAUUGGGCCCUGUACCAUCACAAGUCCUCUGUAGCUCCUCUUGAACAUUUUUUUUUUGCCAUAAUUAUUAAGGCGUAGUUGAAGAAAUAGCAUCACCAUUCUUUGCUGUGGCACAGGUUAUAAACUUAAGUGGAGUUUACCGGCAGCAUCAGAUGUUUCAGCUUUAAAAAGUAAAAGUAGGGUACAAGUUACAUGUUUAGUUCUAGAAAAUUUGUGCAAUAUGUUCAUAACGAUGGCUGUGGUUGCCACAAAGUGCCUCGUUUACCUUUAAAUACUGUCAAUGUGUCGUGCAUGCGGACGGAGGGGUGGAACUGUGCACCGGAGGGCUCGAACUGCAGUGUCUGGCCCAGCUGCCUUCUACCCUGCCAGUUCAGAAGUUCAAUCUGUUUUCAUAUCGAUUAUAUAUACUAAAAAAUUUCAGUCUGUUAAACAGCCUCACUCUGAUUCAGCCUCUUCAGAUACUCUUGUGCUGUGCAGCAGUGGCUCUGUGUGUAAAUGCUAUGCACUGAGGAUACACAAAAAAAUACGAUGUGUACAGGAUAAUGCCUCAUACCAAUCAGAUGUCCAUUUGUUAUUGUGUUUGUUAACAACCCUUUAUCUCUUAGUGUUAUAAACUCCACUUAAAACUGAUUAAAGUCUCAUUCUUGUCA